Messenger RNA from Eublepharis macularius, 1976 nucleotides. RefSeq names its product histidine triad nucleotide binding protein 3 (gene HINT3). The coding region runs from base 137 to 691 and encodes 184 amino acids. The transcript is spliced from 5 exons. The record is from RefSeq and is a predicted model, not a curated record. Gene Ontology annotation, molecular function: catalytic activity. NCBI's taxonomy places the organism in Eukaryota, Metazoa, Chordata, Lepidosauria, Squamata, Eublepharidae.
CAACGCUCGGCACCCGCCUCCCUUUCCCACGUGAAGGGCUGCCUUUUUCUCUGCGGAAGGGCCAGGGCGGAGCCGCCGACCUGUGUUUGCAGCCGGUUUUGCCUUCGGGAGGUCAGCCUGCAAAGCGCGAGGACCGAUGGCCGGGGAAGAAGGUGGCAGUUCGGGCUCGUCUCCUGCUGCGCAGCCCAGUCCCGAGGGCGAGGCUGGGGCAGGUGCAGCUGGAGAAGAAGGCGGCGGUGGUGUCAGCAGCAGCGGCUAUGAGGGCAAGUGCAUUUUCUGCAGGAUCACCCAUGGAGAGGAGCCAGGCACCCAACUGUUACCUUGCGAGCAUGAAGACUUAGUAUGCUUCCGAGAUAUCAGACCUGGAGCUCCGCAUCAUUACCUAGUGGUGCCAAAAAUGCACAUAGGAAACUGCAAGACUUUAAAGAGCGAGCAUAUCCCAUUAGUGGAAAGAAUGAUGGCAGUUGGCAGGAGUAUCCUUCAGCGAAAUAUGUUUACUGACUUGAAUGACAUAAGGAUGGGUUUUCAUUGGCCUCCAUUCUGCUCAAUAGCCCACUUGCAUCUUCAUGUCCUGGCUCCAGCCAGUCAGUUGGGAUUCUUGUCCCGAAUGGUAUACAGACUCAAUUCCUACUGGUUUGUCACAGCUGAGCAACUGAUGGAAAGACUGAAGGCUGAAAGUGCUAUGAGUUGAAAAGCACUCGUUUCUACAUGACACUUUGGUUUGUGACCACUGAACAUAAUUGAAGACUAGUAUUAAAAAUGCUGCUAUACAAUGGUUGAACUAAUGGUUAGUGAACAUGGUAUCCUAAAAUUCUCAGGCAAAUAUCUGAAAUAAGAAACCCAUGAGCCCUCUUUAGAGCUUUCACGUCUACAAACCAGAAAAUUAAGUGUUGAGUAUCUUGAAAAAGCACAUUAUGAAACCUGCAUAAGAAAAUUUCAUAUGUGCAACUGGACUUUUUGUUCUGCAGGGAUUCUGUGCCUAUGCAAUACAUUAGCAACUCUUGGCAUCACAGUGCUAACAGUAAUUAUGACUAUUGGUGCUAAAUCCCUUAAUCACUGAUGCAUUUAUAUGACUAAGCGUAACAAGAGCUGUAAACAGUUACUUAGAACUAUGCUUAAUGAGAGAGAUUAUAUUGUUGGACAAGAGUAAGAUUGUUUGAAUGUAGACUUGGUUUAUCUAGUUACUUGCAUAUAUUUAAAAAUAGGAAGUGUAUUACAGGGCAGAUGAAAAUAAAGCCAUGGUUUCUUUGAACAUGGGCUCUAAAGUACAUCAUGUGCAAACUGUUCAUGGGGCUUAUGCUAGGCCUAAACUUGUCCCCUAAAUAUUGCUCUAGAAUGUAGAGGCAUUGUCACAGACAUUAGGGUGCAUGUUUCAUGCAGCAAGAAGCUAUCACUGUGUGGACAGAGCUUGGCAUCAGGUUUAGGGAAAUAUCAAAAUGGCAAAACUGGACAUUAUUUAAGCCUUUCCGCAGCACAUAUUUGCUGUUUAGUUGACUGUUGUCUUCAUAGUGACAUUAACACUGCAAUGUUCAUGUAACUUAAGUUCUCCAACAUUUCUCGAAAAAUAACUUGAAUGAGUACUGAUGGCAAAUGUGCAUUACUUAAGCAACAUAAUUACUUCAUCCAGUAACUAUUUGUUUUCAAAGUACACCAGAACGAAACAACCACUCUUUGUCUUUCUCUGGACAUUAAGAGUUUUAAUCGUGUUCCUUGACUGGAUAUUUAGCAUGUACUUUGCUACUAGAAUUAACUUAUUUCUGGUUGUUUGUUGAACUCAUUUAGCGGACUUUACCUCCAGUAAACUCUGGGAAGGAGAGGGAUGCUGUCUACCAUGUUGAAAGGUUAAAAACUAAAUGUUAAAAGUAUGAAUAGGCUACAUAUGUAUUGUGAAUGUGUGCUUCUGUAACAGAACUGUGAGUGUACAUAAUGGAAGCUUUAAUCAGUUGAAACUGUUAUAAAAAGGAACAUUUUGAACA